GAAGAAGAGGAGGCGGCGGCGGCUGUGGUGGGGGGCGGCGGCUGGAGCGCGAUGGGUGUGAUAGGUGUACAACUGGUUGUUACCAUGGUGAUGGCUAGUGUCAUGCAGAAGAUAAUACCUCACUAUUCUCUUGCUCGUUGGCUUCUUUGUAAUGGCAGUUUAAGAUGGUAUCAGCAUCCUACAGAAGACGAAUUAAGAAUUCUUGCAGGAAAGCAGCAAAAAGGAAAAAGCAAAAAAGAUAGGAAAUAUAAUGGCCACAUUGAAAAUAAACCUCUUACCGUUCCAAAGGACAUUGAUCUUCACCUGGAAACAAAGUCAGUUACUGAAAUGGACACUUUGGCAUUGCAUUAUUUCCCUGAAUAUCAGUGGCUGGUGGAUUUCACAGUGGCAGCUACAAUGGUGUAUUUAGUAACUGAAGUCUACUACAGUUUCAUGAAACCCUCCCAAGAAAUGAAUAUCAGCAUAGUCUGGUGCCUGCUUGUUUUGGCUUUUGCAGUCAAGGUACUUUUUUCAUUAACUACACAUUAUUUCAAAGUAGAAGAUGGUGGUGAAAGAUCAGUGUGUGUUACCUUUGGAUUUUUUUUCUUUGUCAAAGCCAUGGCAAUUCUGAUUGUAACUGAAAACUAUCUAGAAUUUGGACUUGAAACAGGGUUUACAAAUUUUUCGGAAAAUGCGAUGCAGUUUCUUGAAAAGCAAGGUUUAGAAUCCCAGGGUCCGGUCUCUAAGCUAACCUUCAAAUUUUUCCUGGCGAUUCUCUGUUCACUUAUUGGUGCUUUUUUGACAUUCCCUGGUUUGCGACUGGCUCAAAUGCAUCUGGAUGCCCUGAAUUUGGCAACAGAAAAAAUAACACAAACAUUACUUCAUAUAAACUUUUUGGCACCUUUGCUUAUGGUUCUACUGUGGGUAAAACCGAUCACCAAGGACUACAUUAUGAACCCUCCGCUGGGUAAAGAAAGUGUACCCUUAAUGACAGAAUCCACAUUUGAUACCUUACGGCUGUGGCUGAUCAUCCUGUUGUGCGCUUUGCGGUUGGCUAUGAUGCGCAGUCACCUACAAGCUUACCUGAACCUGGCCCAGAAGUGUGUCGAUCAGAUGAAGAAGGAAGCUGGAAGGAUAAGUACAGUCGAUCUGCAGAGAAUGGUGGCUCGUGUGUUUUAUUACCUUUGUGUAAUUGCCCUGCAGUAUGUGGCACCUCUGGUAAUGCUGCUCCACACAACUCUGCUUUUGAAAACACUAGGGAAUCAUUCCUGGGGGAUCUAUCCUGAGUUUAGCUCUGACUCUCCAAUGGAGGUUAACCCAUGCUCCUCCUCUGUUUACCCUGAAUUGCCAUCUACCGAUGGAAAAAUGAAGGUAACUGUAACACAAGUAACCGUGGCAUUGAGCAGCUUGAAGAACAUUUUCACUCCUCUGCUCUUCCGAGGGCUUCUGUCAUUUCUGACCUGGUGGAUUGCUGCUUGCCUCUUUUCCACGAGCCUUUUUGGGCUUUUUUAUCACCAGUACCUGACUGUGGCAUAACCGAAGUCAGCUCACAAAAAGAUAUCGGCGUUAAACUCUUGAGUCAACUCCAUGCGCUCUCAUUGGGCCGAAGAAAACCAGAAGAAAACACGCGUAAAGAAAAGGAGGAAACAUAUCAUCCGAAUAUCUUGUUUUAAAUGCUUCCUCUGCAGUCUCAGGGUGAAUUAAUGUUGUAUUGUUUAAAAUCACAAGUUAGUUUGUUCACUGGGUUGCCUAAUGUCAGGUAACUUGACUGUUGAAUUGCAGCAUUGGAACUGUGACAAACCUUAUCAUUAUUAUUUUUAUUAUUUUCUUUUGGUAUGGCCAAUGGGGGGAUUAUUUAUGGGGAUAAUGCUUGUGAUCACCAUGGUGUCCAGAAACACCCAGCUGUCCUCCAUUUUGCAUGUGAUGUUUGUCAUUGAUGAUGACCCUUAGAGUUAUUACGGUACUGGUGGUGGGUGGCUGCCUAAUGAACAAUCUUGAAACUGAGCCAUACUUGAGAGGAGGGGGAAGGAGAGAAAAUCACUUCUGUUGGAAAAGUCUUAGUUGCUCUUCCAGGAGAAUUACGUUAAAAAAAAAGAAUCCAAAAGGACGGAAGAAAUAGCUACUGUAUAUUACAGUAAAAGGAAGCUGUAUCAUAUUUUCAUUUAGUGGAGGUAUAGGUGUGUAUUAUCAGCAAGGAUUCCUGCUCGAAAGUAGCGGGAGUGUUGUUAAUGUAUUUUGUCUCAACCUCUGCAAUCCUUUGUAAGUAGUGAAUGGCCAUAUGAACACUUGCAAGUGCAGCUUGGUGCUAAAGUUGGUCCUUCCAAAUCCACUUGGGUCGCAAUUUUUGUGUUGCCCCACGUAUAGCUUGACACAGUCCAUCAAUUCACUAAAAUGAUCCAGUUAUGUUACCAACACUGAUCCACGUUUUUUUUUUUUACAAAUUACUUUGUAAUCCUGCUGACUUGUAUGUUUGUAUUGUGUGUGUGUGUGUGUGUGUACAUAUAUUAUAUAUCGGAUAUAUAAUAUAUUGAUCUACAAAAGAUGAAAAUAUAGAAUCCUUUUAUUAUACGUUUGCUGAAUGUAUAUUACAUGUGGUUGGGGAUGUUUAUGUAUCCAGAAGUUCAAAAAUCUUUCUCAAAUGGAUAUUAAAAAGUGUUUUUGAAAGUCCA
Messenger RNA from Tachyglossus aculeatus (Australian echidna), 2648 nucleotides. It is a transcript of the gene TMEM161B, whose product is annotated as transmembrane protein 161B. The coding region runs from base 52 to 1515 and encodes 487 amino acids. Lineage: Eukaryota; Metazoa; Chordata; Mammalia; Monotremata; Tachyglossidae. The record is from RefSeq and is a predicted model, not a curated record. The transcript has 12 exons.